Fusarium subglutinans is the source of this 1248-nucleotide messenger RNA. RefSeq names its product CMGC kinase. The transcript has 2 exons. The record is from RefSeq and is a predicted model, not a curated record. Gene Ontology annotation, molecular function: protein kinase activity; ATP binding. Gene Ontology annotation, biological process: protein phosphorylation. Lineage: Eukaryota; Fungi; Ascomycota; Sordariomycetes; Hypocreales; Nectriaceae. The coding region runs from base 1 to 1248 and encodes 415 amino acids.
AUGAAUCGGGUUCCGACUAGAGGCUCUCCACCAAGUGGCUCAACACAGCCAGCGCCACUAAUAGAAGAGCCAACUCGUGAAGGAGAAGCUGCUCAAGACUGGGGUGAAUACGUUGACUCAGAUGAAGAACCCGAUGUCGAAUUCGCUUGUGAGGAUAUUAACCUCUACCCUAGAGGUUUCUACUAUCCAAUCUCAAUCGGUGAGAUUCUUAUGGAGCGGUAUCAUAUUAUCCAUAAGCUUGGCCAUGGCGCAUUUUCGACUGUUUGGAUGGCGCAGGAUAUGGCACAACAUAAAGAUAUUGCGCUCAAGAUCUUGAUGCUGGGGGGCUCAGAUGAGCGUGAUUAUCACAUGCAGAGUGAGAUAAUUGGUUCGGCGGAAGACUUGACAUAUUUAUUGGUAUACCACGAAACGUUUCUGCUCCCUAGCCCUCAUGGCAAAUACAGAGUCUUCGUCCUUCCCAUCCAAGGACCAAACUUGAGGAAUCACCCUCCCACAAAAAAGCCCAUUGCAACCAGGAUGAGAUUUGCAGUGCAAUUACUCAACGCCUUGAAGACACUACACGACGCUGGCGUAAUUCAUUCUGACUUGAACACUGCCAACAUCAUGUACACUCUUCGCCCUCUUAAUGACAGUAUAACUGGGAAGUACAAACAAAUCGGACGACCCAGAAAAAUGAAACUAUGGACUGAGCAGUGGAAAGACGGCGAACUGGUCAUGCCUAUGAAGCCAAAAGAGGAACUUAUAGGAGAUUCCAUCGUUCUUGGUGACUUUGGUCUAACCCAUAAACCUGGUGCUUCGGCUCAGAAGCUGCAAUCACCUGCUACUUACUGCGCGCCUGAACGGGUACAUAACAUCAACCCGUCCUAUGGUUCUGAUAUAUGGAGUUACAUGUGUAUCUUCUUUGAACUAUACACAGGACUGUGUCUUUUCCAAGGUUGGGGUCAUACAUCAGUGGUGUCUUCUAUCGUUUGUGCCCUUGGUCCUCUUCCAGAGUCUUGGAAGGGAACUUACCACGUUAGUAGCUCAGGCGAGGACAAAUGGUAUGAGCGGAAUUGGCAAAUAGAUUCAGAGUUUGAUCUGAAGGAGAGGCUCACCCAGCUUCGCCCUGGUGUGGAAAUGAGGGAGUUGGAGCUUGUAGUGUCGAUACUACGAAGGGGACUUGUCUACCAACACGAGAACCGGAUCACAGCCGCGGAGCUUCUAGAGGACGACUCAUUCCAAGAAGUGAUUAGUAUAUAUGCAAGGUAG